GGUGGGUUUCAUCGGGUGGGCCCAGCGGGACAGGGCCGGGUGAAAUUAGGGAGGGGGCUGGGCUGGGGCGCAAUGGAGGCCGAGCCAAUCCCGGACUCCUCAAUGCCAGCAAAGCUUCUGGCGCCGCCCUGUCUGAACCUGGAGCGGCUGGGAGGAUCCCCCUCCCAGGAGAAGCCGAGGACCCCAGGAUGCUGCAGAAUCAGUGAGAGGUGCGUAAGGCCAAACCCCAUUCCCCGGACCCCGCUAGCACUUCACCACCUGGCUCAGUGAUCAAGGGGUCAUGACCUCUCUUUGCUGGGGUUAUCGAGAAGUGGCAAUUUUAUAAUAGUUACUGAAACUUACAAAGAGGUUCUGGUGCCCAGAGACACUUGGGGUCAUCUAGGGAUCAGAGGCCAUGCAAUUCCAUGUCUCUGGGGCUGAUGUAGGCACUCCCCAGGGAUCAUCCAGGGGUUAUGGAGGGCAACUCAAUAAUAAUGAAAAUGAUAAAAAUCGUAAUCAUAUUAUGGCAAGCCAGCGGCGUGGUGGCGCGUGCCUGUAAGUCCCAGCUACUCGGGAGGCUGAGGCGGAAGGAUCGGUCGAGCCCAGGAGUUCUAGGCUGCACUGAGUCCUGAUCACGCCCCUGCACUCCAGGCGGGGGUACAGAGUGAGGCUCGGUCUCUAAAAGAAACACAAAGAAAAAAAGUAACCUUUUUCUCGAUCCUGCAGCCAGAGGCUUGAUAUCCUGCCUCGGUCACCUAGGGCGGUCCCUGCCUGGGUGAUCUACGGGUGCCGUAAGGGGUUGAUUGAUGUGGAGGGCUGGGCGUGCCUGGGAGGCCCACAGUGGGCGAGGUGAGUUGCAAUUACUGCAACUCUUAAACCUUCCACCCAGAGUUAGAAAUGACUGAACCUCAGGUGGGGUGUGUAGCCUGUCCAAGGGUACACAAAGAGCCGGCCCAAGUUGGAACCCCCUGGCCGGCUAAACCCAGGAGUCACCCAAGAAAACGUGACCCCACUGCCCUUCUCCCCAGGUCCCUCUGGCCUGCAUGCCAGGAGUCGGUCACCGCCCUGUGCUUCCUCCAAGAGACAGUGGAGAGGCUGGGUCAGUCCCCUGCCCAGGACACCCCGGUCCUGGGGCCUUGCUGGGACCCGAUGGCUCUGGGGACUCAGGGCCGCCUGCUGCUGGACAGGGAUUCCAAGGACACACAGACCAGGAUCAGCCAAAAGGGCCGCCGUCUGCAGCCCCCGGGGACUCCCUCGGCCCCACCCCAGAGAAGGCCCCGGAAACAGCUGAACCCCUGCCGGGGCACCGAGAGAGUGGACCCUGGGUUCGAGGGGGUGACUCUGAAGUUUCAGAUAAAGCCGGACUCCAGCCUGCAGAUCAUCCCCACGUACAGCCUGCCCUGCAGUAGCCGUUCUCAGGAAUCCCCUGCAGAUGCUGUUGGGGGCCCUGCAGCCCACCCAGGAGGCACCGAGGCCCACUCAGCAGGCAGCGAGGCCCUGGAGCCCCGGCGCUGUGCUUCCUGUCGGACCCAGAGGACCCCGCUCUGGAGAGACGCUGAAGAUGGGACCCCUCUCUGCAACGCCUGUGGGAUCAGGUACAAGAAAUACGGCACUCGCUGCUCCAGCUGCUGGCUGGUGCCCAGGAAAAAUGUCCAGCCCAAGAGGCUAUGUGGCAGAUGUGGAGUGUCCCUGGACCCCAUUCAGGAAGGUUAAACCCAGCUUCACCCUGCUGAGCUGCUGCUUCUGCCUCCGUUUCACCAGUGGGAGAAUGGGCAGAAGCAGCUCUCCUAGGAGGAUUGGGGAAAGAGCCGGCCUGCCUCCUCUCUGCCAUCUCCAGAUUCAAGGAUCCCGGGGGAAGACCCAGGCCUCAGGUGGCAGAGCCUGCUAGGGGUCACCAGCCCCUUCUCCAGUCAGCCUUGGCCGAGGCCCCCUCAGGAGACGCUCUCAGGAAGGAUGAGCAUUGUUACAGCAGGGACAAUAAAGUACAGAGAUAUGCCGAGA
Molecule: messenger RNA, 1980 nt
Organism: Homo sapiens (human)
Lineage: Eukaryota; Metazoa; Chordata; Mammalia; Primates; Hominidae
Gene: ZGLP1
Product: zinc finger GATA like protein 1
Exons: 4
Coding region: 877-1692 (271 amino acids)
Biological process (GO): regulation of DNA-templated transcription; oocyte development; positive regulation of transcription by RNA polymerase II
Cellular component (GO): nucleus; nucleoplasm
Molecular function (GO): sequence-specific DNA binding; zinc ion binding; DNA-binding transcription factor activity, RNA polymerase II-specific
Source: RefSeq, marked validated